Molecule: messenger RNA, 1320 nt
Organism: Trichomonas vaginalis G3
Lineage: Eukaryota; Parabasalia; Trichomonadida; Trichomonadidae
Product: protein ubiquitination
Exons: 1
Coding region: 1-1320 (439 amino acids)
Source: RefSeq, a predicted model, not a curated record
AUGAUUUCUUUGAGCUCACAAGGGCUUUCUGCUGUCCAAAAUUAUGAAUCAAAGGAAUUGUUUACUUUCGUUGUUGGCUCAACAAAGUACAGAGUCCCCAAACUUAUAGCAAUUUUCAUUUCUCCAAUAAUUUCAAAGAUGUUGCAGGAUAAUCCCGAAUUAAACAGAUUCGAAAUCAAUGUAAAGGAUGAAACUAAAACAUUUAGACUCUUAAUUCAAAUGGCUUUCGGAAAUCAAGUUCAAUUAGACCAAAAUCAAUCUGAAAUGAUGCAAGCAUUUGGAAAAGCUCUAGGUAAUGAUGAAUUAGUAGCAAUUUGUCAGUCUUCUUCUCCAAAAUCCAAUUUAGAUAACAUAAAUAUCGAUAAUGCAGUUAUUCUACUUAAUUCAAAGAAGAAACUUCAUGCCAAAUACGAUUUCAUCAUCGAGUACAUUGCAUCUCACUUCUCAGAUAUCUCUGAGCAAGAGUUAGAAAAAUUAGAUAUCGAAGAUGUCCAAAAGAUACUAUCACAUAGUAAACUUCGCUCCAGAUCUGAAAGCUGUAUUUUCAGAUACGUAUUUGGCUUAUACAUGGAACAUAAUGAUGAUCCAAGAUAUUCUGAACUUUUCUCAAAGAUUAAGUUUGAAAAGCUUGAUGAAGAAGAAAUGUCAGACUUUGUCAAUAAUUUCUCAUCAAAUCAAAUGACAGAUGGCAUUUGGCUUGCAUUAUCUCGAAGAUUAAUUCUUCCUGUAGCUGAAUCAGGCAAACAAAGCAUGAUUGCAGAUAAAAUGUCUGAUCCUACAUCUCGCGCUACAAGUCGCCAUGAAUCUCCAGGAAAUGAAUCUAAACCAGUCAAAAAACCAACAAAAGUUUUGGAAUUUAAUGGUACUGAUUAUUUCCAUGGAUGUUUUGCAUCAUUACGCUCAAAGAAGAAGAACAUUUCCGUCUCUUCAAGUAGUGUAAACACAGGAACAAUUACAUCACUUAUAAAUCCAUCAAACAAAACAAACUUUUGGACAGGAAAUCAACCAGACAGUUGGGUGAAAGUGGAAUUAAAGAAGUUCAGAGUUAGGCCUACAUCGUAUACAAUCAGAGGACGCUAUGACCACGAUUUUAACCAGCCACAAUCAUGGAAUUUCGAAGGAAUGCAUGCAGGCAAGUGGGAAAUCCUUGAUACACAUGUUAAUGAACCUCUUCGUGUUAAAGAACCUCGGAAUUUCAAACUUUCUACACAAAACAAAUAUUCAUCCUUUAGAAUUAAACAGACAGGACCAAACACAUAUGGCGAUCAAGAUUUAGUUCUGAGUGCCUUUGAAGUUUUUGGUGAAAUCUUUGAAAAUUAA